CGCGAUGACGCACGAGCCCCGCCUCUUUCCGGAAGCUGGCUGUCAUGUGACUUGUUUGUUGGCGAGACGCAUCAUUUCAUUACGGCAACAAACCAACGCUUGUCCCGCGUAAUUCCCCUUUCCCCCCGCUCUCCUCCUCUCUCAUUCUCGGUCAUGGACGAGACGAGCCCGCUGGUCUCUCCGCUUCGCGAUUCCAACGAUUUCAGCUACGGUCCCGCCGAGCCCGCCAGUCCCCGCGGCGGAUUUGGAGGCACGCCGGGCUCCGUGGUGCGUCUGCCGGCCGGGAGUCCAGGACGCAGCUGCGAGCGGCAGCCGCUCCUGGACCGAGACCGAGGCGCGUCGCCCCGCGACCCGCACAGGAACGAGUUCCCGGAGGAUCCGGAGUUCAGGGAGAUCAUCCGGAAGGCGGAGCGGGCCAUCGAGGAGGGCAUCUACCCCGAGCGCAUCUACCAGGGCUCCAGCGGCAGCUACUUCGUCAAAGACUCAGCAGGGAAGAUCAUUGGCGUCUUCAAACCAAAGAACGAGGAACCGUACGGCCAGCUGAACCCCAAGUGGACCAAAUGGCUGCAGAAGCUCUGCUGUCCGUGCUGUUUCGGCCGGGACUGUCUGGUCCUGAAUCAGGGCUACCUGUCAGAGGCCGGUGCCAGUUUGGUGGACCAGAAACUAGAGCUCAACAUCGUGCCGCGCACCAAGGUCGUGUAUUUAUCAAGUGAGACGUUUAAUUACAGCGCCAUCGACCGAGUAAAGUCUCGAGGAAAGAGGUUAGCGCUAGAAAAAGUGCCCAAGGUGGGCCAGCGUUUCCACCGGAUUGGCCUGCCGCCCAAGGUGGGCUCAUUCCAGCUCUUCGUAGAGGGAUAUAAAGACGCCGAUUUCUGGCUCCGGCGGUUCGAGGCGGAGCCUUUACCAGAAAACACUAAUCGCCAACUCCUGCUACAGUUUGAGAGACUGGUGGUGCUGGAUUACAUCAUCAGAAACACAGAUCGAGGAAAUGACAACUGGCUCAUCAAAUAUGACUGUCCGAUGGAUACGUCAAGCAACAGGGACAGUGAUUGGGUGGUAGUGAAGGACCCCAUCAUUAAACUGGCAGCCAUUGACAAUGGCUUGGCCUUCCCUCUCAAACACCCGGAUUCAUGGAGAGCCUACCCGUUUUACUGGGCUUGGCUGCCACAGGCUAAAGUUGCGUUUUCCCAAGAGAUCCGAGAAUUAGUUCUGCCCAAAUUAUCCGACCCGAACUUCAUCAAAGACCUUGAGGAAGAUCUAUAUGAGCUUUUUAAGAAAGACCCGGGUUUCGACAGAGGACAGUUCAAGAAGCAGGUCUCAGUAAUGAGGGGGCAGAUCCUGAACCUGAGUCAGGCGCUGAGGGAGGGCAAGACCCCGCUGCAGCUGGUGCAGAUGCCGCCGGUGAUCGUGGAGACGGCGCGUGCGCCGCAGCGAGCCAACAGCGAAUCCUACACGCAGAGCUUCCAGAGCAGAAGACCCUUCUUCACCAGGUGGUGAUGUGCAAGUAACGUUACAGCCUGGUUUUAGUUACGUUUUUUUCACUGGGAUUUUGGGAACAAAGAGAGUAGGAAUAACUGACGACGAACACAUAAUUCUGAAGGAAAGCAUUGCCUUGUUGACUGUUACACUUUAUGAACCCACAAAGCCGCGUUCAGAAUGGCCUGCAUGUCGAGUCAACAAGACGAUGAAGGAGAAACUUUCUGCUGUAGUGAAACCUCGAUGCUUGACUGCUCUGGAACUGCUCAACUAUAUCAUUCAUAAGCGUUUUCUGGUCAGGGUUUUCUUGCCUCACUUGUGUGUUAGUUGCGUUUUUCUCGCAAUCGUUGAAAAGUCACACUUUCUCCUGCUUUUUUUCCAUUAGCAUGAUAUUUUUCUACUUUUUUACGCUCACCUGUUUGGCGUUCGUAACUUGGAGGCGGAGUCACUUUGGCGCUCAACUGAGCGCGUGCAGAAACACUGGAACGUUCCAUUCUCGCAGUGACAUCGUUCCUUUUGUUCUUUUGUUCAUAGUUCGAUUUCAUUUGAAAAUUGAAGAUGUCAUUUUUUUUUAACAAUGUAUUCACAGGUGUCAACAAAACUGACCUUAAACCGUGACAAUGGACUGUAUAAUUUGUAUGGAAUGUAUUUAAUGAAAGAUGCUAAAACUAUAACCGUGCAGAACUCAAUAAAAGGAACAGACUUGAGUUUUAUUUCAAAAACAGUUUAAUUGGAAGUUCCGGCUUAAUCACAAGGGAAUAAAAUAACUUGUUCUA
Sinocyclocheilus grahami is the source of this 2252-nucleotide messenger RNA. RefSeq names its product phosphatidylinositol 4-kinase type 2 alpha (gene pi4k2a). Gene Ontology annotation, cellular component: trans-Golgi network; plasma membrane; lysosomal membrane. The transcript has 9 exons. The record is from RefSeq and is a predicted model, not a curated record. Gene Ontology annotation, biological process: endosome organization; Golgi organization; phosphatidylinositol phosphate biosynthetic process. Lineage: Eukaryota; Metazoa; Chordata; Actinopteri; Cypriniformes; Cyprinidae. Gene Ontology annotation, molecular function: 1-phosphatidylinositol 4-kinase activity. The coding region runs from base 154 to 1497 and encodes 447 amino acids.